CCCCCCAUUGGAGGGAUGGGAUGGAUCACAGCUCAGGCGACGAAUCGCACUUUUGCUGUCUUCCCAGAUCCUCUUCUAGCUCACAGCGGGAGGGGCCCUAAGAGUUUAAAAGCAACUUGUCCGCCGGGCCCCCCAGAGUUCUCACCAGAGAAGAGCAGCGAGAGGAGCGAAGAGGAGACACCGCUCAUCGUGCGAUCCACAUUCAGCACCAUGGAAAGCUCCUCGCUCCUCAUCCGACUCCUGGGUGCCAGUGUCCUCCUCUUCUGCCUCUGCCAGGGCCAAUCCUCCCGGGAGCUCUCCUCCGAGGACUUCGAGGUCAAGAAGAUGCCCACAUCCUCCGAGAAGGAGCUGGUAGAGGCAAUGGAAGAGCUGCUGGGGAAAUUCCAGGACAGGUACCCUCUGUAUCAGAAGAGAGCCCAGAUCCCAAUGUGUGACAUUGGAGAGAGGUGUGCCGUGAAGCAAGGUCCCAGAAUUGGCAAGCUGUGUGACUGUUCCCGCGGAUCGUCCUGCAACACUUUCCUGCUAAAGUGCAUAUGAAGAGAAUACGUGUCAUUUGCAGCCCUUGUGUUUACAGAUCACAUAGCACCAACCUUUGUAAAGAGAUCAACAACUCCAUUGCUUGCCUGUUUACACCGCUCCUGUUUACUUUAAAGCAAGCUCUUAUUCAGUCAGUUCUAAAAAAGAGGUCUUCUUGUUCACAGCACACCAGAGGAAAAAUGAUGAUCGCUGACAUUUAACUAGUUUCAAGACUAGCAUAAUUCUUCUUAUAGGUCAUCUUCUAUGUCAAAGAUUGUAGAUUAUUUCCUAGUGAAUUUAUUAUUAUUUAUUACACUUACCUUAUUUUAUCUUAUAUGUGCACUUUCAUAAACAUCUAGAAUAAACUGUACAAGUAAAACUUUA
Rana temporaria (common frog) is the source of this 900-nucleotide messenger RNA. RefSeq names its product cocaine- and amphetamine-regulated transcript protein-like. Gene Ontology annotation, biological process: G protein-coupled receptor signaling pathway; negative regulation of appetite; cellular response to starvation. Gene Ontology annotation, molecular function: neuropeptide hormone activity. Lineage: Eukaryota; Metazoa; Chordata; Amphibia; Anura; Ranidae. The coding region runs from base 16 to 537 and encodes 173 amino acids. The transcript has 3 exons. The record is from RefSeq and is a predicted model, not a curated record.